Messenger RNA from Lactuca saligna, 1347 nucleotides. Lineage: Eukaryota; Viridiplantae; Streptophyta; Magnoliopsida; Asterales; Asteraceae. The record is from the annotation of a GenBank genome assembly.
AUGACUAUGAUUGGCAACCUGAUAAAAUUUGGUAGAAGGCAGCUUCACACAAUCAUCUCUAAAGAAAUCAUCAAACCCUCUUCCCCGACCCCUUCUCAUCUCAAAACAUACAAUCUUUCCUUACUCGAUCAAGCCCUCGUCAACACGUUCCAACCAUUUGUUAUAUUCUACCCAAACACUGGGAUUUAUCCAACUUCCCAUGACAAAAUAACUCCCUUGAAGAAGUCCUUAUCUGAAACUUUAACCAAGUACUACCCUUUUGCUGGUAGGUUAGCCAAGGUGGCACCAUCCUUUGUAGAUUGCAACGACCAAGGAGCUGAGUUUCUUGAAGCUUCCAUUGAUAGCUCGCUCUCUGAUUUCCUUAAAACCUCGCAGCAUCAAGAUCUCGACCAAUUCUUUCCACAUGGUCUCGUAAAUCAAAGAUCCAAUCGUCCAGAUGAUGAUCAUCUUCAAAGCAACGGAGUGAUCCCGCUGGCUGUUCAGGUCAACCAUUUUGAAUGCGGAGGAUUAGCAGUGGCUAUGUCGUUGUCCCACAAGAUAGCCGAUGGAAGCAGUUUAAUUCAUUUUCUAAAAGACUGGGCUAAAACGACACAAUUUUGUUCCAGAGAGCAGAAGCAUGAACUUCUUCCCAACGACGACGACCCCAAGUUUAUUCAUUUUGAAUACACGAAUCUAAAUUUUAAUGGGAUUUCUCUUGGAUCCGAUGAAUGUGUUACAAAGAGUUUCAUGUUCCCUAACGCCAAGAUAAACGAUUUUAAACUCAAAGUCAAAGCCAUGAGUGAAGAAUCUGGACAACCCAUCACGAACCCUACUCGUGUUGAAGUUUUGACAUGGCUGCUUUAUAAGUCUGCAGUGGCAGCAGCUACGAAAAACUAUUCAGGCUCUGAUUUCAAACCCAUGGGUGUUAGUCAUCAAACAAACAUAAGAGGCAGAUUGAUGGAACAGUUGCCUGAAAAGAGCAUCGGAAAUUUCCACUUAGCCAUUGAUAUUGUAAGUGAAAUGAAGCCGGAGUCAUUCAUCAGUGAGUUCAAGAAGCAAAAGCUGAAAUUUGAUGGCCUACCAGAUAUCCAUACCACUUUUGGUUAUCUUUUCGGAAUUCCUUUAGAAGAAACACAAAGAAAAUUCGAUGGUGCGUAUAUCUUUACAAGCAUGUGUGGGUAUUCUACAUAUGAGAUUGAUUUUGGGUGGGGAAAGCCUGUAAAAGCAACCGUGGCCGGAGAUCUAAGGAAGAAUAGCUUUAUAAUGAUGGAUGCCCCAAACAGGGAUGCCAUUGAAGUACUUGUGUGUUUGGGAAAGCAAGAUUUGGCCGUUGUUCAAAGUGACCAUGAACUUGCCUUUUGCGAUUAG